Messenger RNA from Neoarthrinium moseri, 1701 nucleotides. RefSeq lists its product as uncharacterized. The transcript is spliced from 2 exons. Gene Ontology annotation, biological process: tRNA wobble base 5-methoxycarbonylmethyl-2-thiouridinylation. Gene Ontology annotation, cellular component: cytoplasm; nucleus; elongator holoenzyme complex. NCBI's taxonomy places the organism in Eukaryota, Fungi, Ascomycota, Sordariomycetes, Amphisphaeriales, Apiosporaceae. The coding region runs from base 1 to 1701 and encodes 566 amino acids. Gene Ontology annotation, molecular function: acyltransferase activity, transferring groups other than amino-acyl groups; iron-sulfur cluster binding. The record is from RefSeq and is a predicted model, not a curated record.
AUGGCUUUUAAUGGAGGGAAAGAUGCCGGCCUCGCCACCGAGAACGAGCGCUACCUGCGCUGCUGCGCCGAGGUCGCCAGCGCCCUGAUCGAGGACUACGAGGCGUCCAAGGACCCCAAGAAGCCGAAGCGCGACAUCAACCUCAACAGCCUGCGCUCCAAGCUGUCGCGCAAGCACAAGCUCGCCAACCUGCCCCCGCUGACGGCCAUCAUCGCCGCCGUCCCCGAGCACUACAAGAAGUACAUCCUGCCCAAGCUGGUCGCCAAGCCCAUCCGCUCCUCCUCGGGCAUCGCCGUCGUCGCCGUCAUGUGCAAGCCCCACCGCUGCCCGCACAUCGCCUACACCGGCAACAUCUGCGUCUACUGCCCCGGCGGGCCCGACUCGGACUUCGAGUACAGCACCCAGUCCUACACCGGCUACGAGCCCACCUCGAUGCGCGCCAUCCGCGCCCGCUACGACCCCUUCGAGCAGGCCCGCGGCCGCGUCGACCAGCUCAAGUCCCUCGGCCACUCGGUCGACAAGGUCGAGUACAUCAUCAUGGGCGGCACCUUCAUGUCGCUCGCCCCCUCCUACCGCGAGGAGUUCAUCGCCCAGCUGCACAAUGCCCUCAGCGGCUACCAGACGGCCAACGUCGACGAGGCCGUCGAGGCCGGCGAGAUGAGCAACAACAAGUGCGUGGGCAUCACCAUCGAGACGCGACCGGAUUAUUGCUUGGCCCCACAUCUGACCGACAUGCUGCGGUACGGCUGCACCCGCCUAGAGAUCGGUGUGCAGUCGCUGUACGAGGACGUGGCCAGGGACUCCAACCGAGGCCACACUGUUGCCGCCGUCGCCGAGACUUUCUGUCUGGCCAAGGACGCCGGGUUCAAGGUUGUCUCCCACAUGAUGCCCGACUUGCCCAACGUCGGCAUGGAACGUGAUAUCGACCAGUUCAAGGAGUACUUCGAGAACCCGGCCUUCCGCACCGAUGGCCUGAAGAUCUACCCGACCCUGGUCAUCCGCGGCACUGGUCUCUACGAGCUCUGGCGGACGGGCAGAUAUCAAAAUUACACCCCGAACGCUCUGAUCGACCUGGUUGCUAGGAUCCUGGCGCUAGUACCGCCGUGGACGCGCAUCUAUCGUGUGCAGCGAGAUAUCCCCAUGCCACUUGUAACGUCCGGCGUCGAGAACGGCAACCUCCGUGAGUUGGCACUGGCCCGGAUGAAGGAUUUCGGCACUACCUGCCGUGACGUGCGCACACGAGAAGUCGGCAUCAACGAGGUCAAGCACAAGAUUCGGCCCAACCAGAUUGAGCUCAUUCGCCGCGAUUAUACCGCCAACGGAGGGUGGGAAACCUUCCUUGCCUACGAGGACCCGAAGCAGGAUAUCCUGGUAGCUCUGUUGCGGUUGCGCAAGUGCACCGAGAAGUACACAUAUCGCGAGGAACUUACCGGACAGCAGACCAGCAUGGUUCGCGAGCUCCACGUCUACGGCACGGCAGUUCCCGUGCACGCGCGCGACCCCAAGAAGUUCCAGCACCAAGGUUUCGGCACCCUGCUCAUGGAGGAAGCGGAACGCAUCGCUCGAGAUGAGCACGGCAGCGACAAGAUCAGUGUCAUCAGCGGAGUCGGCGUGCGCAGCUACUACAAGAAGCUGGGUUACUGGCUUGAUGGUCCUUACAUGAGCAAGUGGCUCGACGGCAGAAAACAACCAGGCGCGUGA